AAGGUCAUCCCAUCAUGAACCAGAUCAACCACACCAAUGUGAAGGAGUUUGUCUUCCUGGCACUUACACACUUGAGAGAGCUGGAGUUCUGCUUGUUUGUGGUCUUCCUUUUUGUGUAUAUAACAACUGUGUUGGGAAAUGCCCUCAUUGUGGUCACCAUCACCUCUGAGUCCCGCCUCCACACUCCCAUGUACUUUCUUCUGAGGAACAAAUCAGUCCUGGACAUUGUUUUUUCAUCUAUCACAGUCCCCAAGUUCCUGGUGGAUCUUUUAUCUGAGAGGAAAACCAUCUCCUACAAUGGUUGCAUGGCACAGAUAUUUUUCUUCCACUUUGCUGGUGGUGCAGAUAUUUUUUUCCUCUCUGUGAUGGCCUAUGAUAGAUACCUUGCAAUUGCCAAACCCUUGCACUAUGUGAUCAUUAUGAGGCGAGAAGUAGGGGUGGCCUUGGUGGUGGCUUCUUGGGUAGGUGGUGGUUUGCAUUCAAUUGUCCAGAUAAUUCUAAUGCUUCCACUUCCCUUUUGCGGUCCCAAUAUCCUGGAUGCCUUCUACUGUGAUGUGCCCCAGGUGGUAAAGCUGGCCUGCACUGAUACCUUUGUUUUGGAGCUUCUCCUGAUCUCCAACAACGGGCUGGUGACCCUACUGUGGUUCCUCUUGCUCCUGGGCUCCUACACUGUCAUUCUGGUAAUGUUAAGAUCCCACUCUGGGGAAGGUCGGAACAAGGCCCGCUCCACCUGCACCUCCCACAUGCUGGUGGUAACCCUGCAUUUUGUGCCUUGUGUUUAUAUCUACUGCCGGCCCUUCACUACCUUGCCCAUGGACACAGCCGUAUCCAUCAAUAACACAGUCAUCACCCCCAUGCUGAAUCCAAUGAUUUACACCCUGAGGAACCAAGAAAUGAAGUCAGCCAUGAGGAGGCUGCAGAGGAGGCUCAGGCCUUCUGAGAACAGGAAACUGGGGUGAGCCAUUUAACGGAGACUAAAUGUCUAACACUGAUGUAGUUUUCUCUGACUGAU
Messenger RNA from Castor canadensis (American beaver), 1012 nucleotides. RefSeq names its product olfactory receptor family 4 subfamily D member 6 (gene Or4d6). NCBI's taxonomy places the organism in Eukaryota, Metazoa, Chordata, Mammalia, Rodentia, Castoridae. Gene Ontology annotation, molecular function: G protein-coupled receptor activity; olfactory receptor activity. The record is from RefSeq and is a predicted model, not a curated record. Gene Ontology annotation, cellular component: membrane. Gene Ontology annotation, biological process: G protein-coupled receptor signaling pathway.